UUCACCAAAUAGCAUGGCCUCUUGCAGCAGAAGCACACACCCUGUGCCACCGCACUACUCUUUCGGGCUUUGGCUUACGAGCAUUCUUUUGUUCACGGAGGCAACAACGCCGACGACGAAGGGGUGCGUAGAGGGCGAGAGGGACGCCCUCCUCGACUUCAAAACCGGCAUCGUCAAGGAUCCUUCCAGCCGUUUGUCAUCAUGGCGAGGCCGAGUAGACUGCUGCAGAUGGAGCGGGGUGGUCUGUGACAACAGAACCGGCCAUGUCGUGGAGCUCAACCUCCAGAAUUCCGACCCUGAUAACGAUGAGAUGUCUAUCGGAGGUGAGAUCAGACCAUCCUUGCUCCUGCUAACUCAUUUGGAGCGCCUCGACCUCAGCAACAAUGACUUCGGUGGGAUCCAAAUCCCGGAAUUUUUUGGUUCCCUUACCAAGUUGACGUAUCUCGACCUCAACGGGUCCUACUUCGGCGGAGCCAUUCCGCCCCAGCUGGGCAACCUGUCCAGGCUCCGCUAUCUCGACUUAAAUUCACUAGACUUAACGAUCGAUGGCCUGCAUGAUAAGUACGGAGGAUAUGUCAAUAACAUUCAACUUCUUCUUCUACAACUCAUUUAUCUCUUUAUUUUAACACUGCACUGGCUCUCGCGUCUCUCUUCCUUGAGAUACCUCUACAUGGGCGGUGUGAACCUUUCCGUGGCCUCCCACGAUUGGCUUCAAGCAGUGAACAUGUUGUCCUCGCUAGAGGAGCUACAUUUAACACACUGUGGCCUCACCGACCUCCCCUUUUCUCUUUCCCAUGUCAACCUCACAGCACUGGCAACUCUCGAUCUCCAUGGCAACCUCUUCAACUCCACCUUCCCCAACUGGCUAUGGAAACUCCGCAACCUCUCUUAUCUUGAUCUCGGUUUUUCUAUGUUUCAUGGUGCCAUACCUGCUGGGAUUGGAAAUUUGACUGGUCUAAGAGAACUUCAUCUAAGUGAUAAUUCACUUUCAGGUCCCAUACCCACUGAGAUUGGAAUUUGUAAUAGUCUAAAACUUAUCGAUCUGAGUGAUAAUUCACUCUUCGGAGUCAUACCUGCUGGGAUUGGGAAUUUGACUAGUCUAGGAGUGCUUUAUCUUAACGAUAAUUCACUUUCAGGUCCCAUACCUGUUGAGAUUGGGAAUUUGACUGGUCUAGGAGAGCUUUAUCUUAACGAAAAUUCACUUUCAGGUCCCGCACCCAUUGAGAUCGGCAAGCUUUCCAACCUCACUAUUCUUUCUCUGUCUAGUAAUUCCCUGGAGGGUACCAUGUCUGAACUCCAUUUCGCUAACUUAACCAAACUUAGUGAGCUUGAUCUAUCCGAAAACUCCCUAGUCAUCUCAAUAGACCACAAUUGGGUUCCUCCUUUUCAACUCCGAUCCAUUAAACUGAGUUCUUGUAAGUUGGGUCCUACAUUUCCAAGAUGGCUCCGUUCACAAAACUCCAUUAAGGAUUUGGAUAUGUCGAACACAAGCAUCGAGGAUGCCUUGCCUGAUUGGUUUUGGAACACUUCUUCUUCUUCUUCUUCUAUAAAUCUCUCCCAAAAUCAGAUUAGCGGCACUUUGCCAACCUCCUUGGAGCAUAUGACACACCUGAGUGGUUUGGAACUAAGUAUCAAUAUGUUAGAAGGCCCGAUUCCUCGUAUGCCACCUUACUUGAGUCAUAUGAAUUUGUCUAGUAAUUCUUUUUCAGGGCCGUUGUCAGCAAUCUCUCUCACAUUAGAAUUGGGAAUCUUGGAUCUAUCACAUAACCAUAUUAGCGGGAGUAUACCAUCCUUUAUCUGCGACUUGAGAAAACUUGUUAUCCUCGAUCUAUCAAGCAACCAAAUAUCAGGUGAAAUCCCUUGGUGUUGGCAGGAGACAAACUUCCUUUUCUACAUUAAUCUGGCAAACAAUAAGCUCUCGGGAGAAAUUCCAAGCUCUAUUGAAAAUUUGACUUGGCUCCAGUCUUUGCACUUAAACAAUAAUAAUCUACAUGGGCAUCUUCCGUUAUCAUUGAAAAGUUGCAGUAGACUAAUAUUUCUUGAUCUUGGCGACAAUAAAUUCUCGGGUAGGAUACCCACAUGGAUUGCACAAAAUUUUCAAAACCUAAAGGUACUUCGGCUACGUUCAAAUAUGUUUUUCGGUAAUAUUCCUAUAGAGCUUGGACAACUUAAUUUUCUCCAUGUUGUUGACCUUGCCAAUAAUAAAUUAUCAGGGCCAAUUCCACCCUCCUUUGGCAAUUUAAAUGCUGCAAUGAUGAUAACAUCACUCAGGAAUGGGGCAUCCGUAGUUAUCUAUGAUGGUCAAGGAAAAGGGAGAGCCCACAAUGGUUAUGAAGAUAGCAUCAGUUUAAUUAUGAAGGGACAAGAUUUGAUCUUUUCAUCCAUUCUUUACCUUGUCAACAUUAUAGAUCUUUCAAAUAAUAAUUUGACCGGAGAAAUCCCCAUAGAAAUUGGGUCUCUUUCAACACUCCAAACUUUAAAUCUAUCGAGAAACAAUUUUGUCGGCCAAAUUCCGGCGGCAAUUGGUGCCAUGAAAUCAUUGGAAACUCUGGAUCUGUCAUUCAAUAAGUUAUCCGGAGGCAUUCCUCAAAGCUUUUCGGCGUUAUAUUCUUUGAGUCACUUGAAUCUGUCUUACAACAAUCUAUCGGGAGCGAUUCCAUCGGGGAAUCAACUUCGGACGCUGGAGGAUGCAUCCAUUUAUAUCGGAAAUGUCCAUCUCUGUGGACCUCCGGUGACCAAGAGUUGCUCCGACGAUCCUAACGUCGAUUCGACGGAAGAGGAGUACGAACAAGGAUCUCAUGUGCUGUCAUUUUACUUUGGUACCGGGCUCGGAUAUUUGGUCGGCUUAUGGAGUGUGUUCGUGAUCAUGCUGUUCAAGAAAGAUUGGAGGCUCUUGUAUUUUGCAACGGUGGACAAGAUGUACGACAGAGCUUAUGUGGCAAUCAAGAUAAGAAUGCGAAAUUGGCAUGACGCAGCUGGUCGAAUGUGA
Musa acuminata AAA Group (dessert banana) is the source of this 2989-nucleotide messenger RNA. Its product is annotated as receptor-like protein EIX2. The coding region runs from base 14 to 2989 and encodes 991 amino acids. Gene Ontology annotation, molecular function: protein binding. Lineage: Eukaryota; Viridiplantae; Streptophyta; Magnoliopsida; Zingiberales; Musaceae. The transcript has 2 exons. The record is from RefSeq and is a predicted model, not a curated record.